AUGAGCACAUAUUUUACAUCGUCAAAAGUUACAAUCACUAUGGAUGCAAGUACUUUUCAAGAAGGACUUGUUGAGAUGAUUUGUUUGAGUAUGGUUCCAUUUACUUCAUUUACAUUAAAAAACAAAGGAUUUCAAAAAAUUGUUGGUGAAAUGGCAAAAAAACUCGGUGUAUCAAUGGGGCAUGAUGCAGUUCGACAUUUGGUAAUAACCACAGCAGAUUCUUCUCGCAUGAAACUGAGGCAAACUUUGAGGGAACAGUUAUGUUAUUUGAAGCUAGAUGCAGCAACUCGUGGUAAUAAAAACUAUCUUGCCAUUAAUUUACAAUUUUAUAAUGAAACAAGUAAUAAGUCUGAAAUAAAAACCCUAGAUAUAGUUGACACUGAAGGAAAUCAUAACUCUUUGUAUGUAAAAAAUCAAAUUAAAGAAACCUUAAAAAAAUUUGAUAUUGAAGAAAAACAAAUACUUAGUAUUUGUGUAGAUAAUGCAGCAAACAUGACAUCUGCUGUAAAUAAACUUGGAAUUCGUGAAAGCAUCACUCAAGGUGAAGGUAAUGAAGAACCUGAGGAUAUUGAUGAGAACAGUGCAAACAUUUUGCAACAGUGGGUCAAUGAUCCUUCUGAAAUAUUACCACAGUGGGUUAAUGAAGACACAAACAUUCAAUUAAUGAGGUGUGGGAUUCAUACUCUUCAACUGGCCAUUUGGGAUGGAUUAAAAAAUGAACGAGUAACAAAAAUUCUAGGAAGAAUUAGGCAAGUUGUAGUAAAAUUACGAACACCAACAAUCCGUAGUAUUUUAUUGAAAAUGUAUGGAAAAACACAAUCUUUAGAUACAGUAACAAGAUGGGGUUCAACAUAUGCAAUGCUUGAUCGUCUUCUGUUUUUCAAAGACUAUUGCGAACAACACGGAGCGGAGCGGAGCAAACUUUUUUUAUGCCGGAGCGGAGCUGGAGCGGAGCAAUUCAAAAAAGUGCUUGCUCCAAAGCCCUGCCGACAACAGCGUAGACUUCGCUGA
Molecule: messenger RNA, 1011 nt
Organism: Helobdella robusta
Lineage: Eukaryota; Metazoa; Annelida; Clitellata; Rhynchobdellida; Glossiphoniidae
Exons: 2
Coding region: 1-1011 (336 amino acids)
Source: RefSeq, a predicted model, not a curated record